This is a messenger RNA of Diospyros lotus (date-plum), 697 nucleotides long. RefSeq names its product 40S ribosomal protein S16-like. Gene Ontology annotation, cellular component: cytosolic small ribosomal subunit; ribosome. Bases 93 to 524 code for a protein of 143 amino acids. Lineage: Eukaryota; Viridiplantae; Streptophyta; Magnoliopsida; Ericales; Ebenaceae. Gene Ontology annotation, biological process: maturation of SSU-rRNA from tricistronic rRNA transcript (SSU-rRNA, 5.8S rRNA, LSU-rRNA); translation. The record is from RefSeq and is a predicted model, not a curated record. The transcript has a single exon. Gene Ontology annotation, molecular function: RNA binding; structural constituent of ribosome.
AUUCCGUUCCUGUCUAGGCGUUCAUCUUUGAAAGAAGUCGCAGGAUUAGGGUUUCUGCACGCCGGAGAGCUAUCAGGCUUGGAAUCGCAACAAUGGCACCGGUGGAGUCCGUCCAGUGUUUCGGCCGCAAGAAGACGGCUGUGGCCGUCACCUACUGUAAACGCGGCCAGGGCUUGAUCAAGAUCAACGGCUGCCCAAUCGAACUGGUGGAGCCAGAGAUUCUCCGCUACAAGGCUUGCGAGCCGAUCCUCCUGCUCGGCCGCCACCGCUUCAAUGGCGUCGACAUGCGCAUCCGCGUUAAGGGCGGUGGCCACACGUCCCAGAUCUACGCUAUCCGGCAGAGCAUCGCCAAAGCUCUCGUCGCCUUCUACCAGAAGUACGUGGACGAGCAGUCGAAGAAGGAGAUCAAGGACAUCCUUGUCAGAUAUGAUCGCACCCUGCUUGUUGCUGAUCCCAGGCGCUGCGAGCCCAAGAAGUUCGGUGGUCGCGGUGCUCGUGCCAGGUUCCAGAAGUCCUACCGUUAAGAAGUAUCUAUAUCUUUACUUCGCUUUGAUUUACCUAUUUCUGUAAGACGUUUCUGCAGAUGUUUUUGAAAGUAAGUUUGUUUCCGGAUAAUAGUUCAAGUUGCAUUUCAGGUUUUUGGAACUUGGAUGUAGGAUUUUAAACUGACUAUGAAGUUUUGAGAUACUUCGAUUGA